AUGUCCAGGUGUCCACCAGGAACACCUCUAAUGUCACAGCGGAUGAAUCCGGUUGGGGCAUUAUCCCAAGACACCCUGAAAAAUUGUGGGUUUUCAAAUACAUUGCCUGAUGCCUUAUUAUUUGUUCUGUCAGCUUCUUUCAGGAAGAUCUUCAUUUUGCAACUGGUAGGGUUGGUGCUAACCAACAAUUUCUCUGAUUGCGACUUUGAGAAGAUUCGAAUGGAUUACCUGAACAUCAUUUCUAAGGACCUGACGUGUACGGACUGCGACGCCACCCUCCGCUGUGAAGAUCAGGGCGGCGCAGGUCCUCUCUCCUGCCACGCCUUCUGCUACCCUCACGAGCCCCCACCUUCCUCCCCUUCCGUGGGGUCUUUAGCCCUCUCCUCACCCGGGUCCCAUUGGCUGCGACCCCGCUCCCCCUUUCACUCAUUUCUUACCAACUCUAUUUCUUUGUUUUUUUCUACCCCUACCCCCCACCCCGUGGCGUGUUCUCCUUUUCUCGUGAACGUCGCCGCUGGCGAGCAGCCGGAUUGCCUCACUAAAAUCGAGCGCCUUACCUUGCAUCCUACCCCCGGCUGCAAGUCACUCCCCGAAGAAUUAGCCAGCAGAACGCAAGCUACGCUCGAACGCUCUUGCCCAGGCUACUACCGAAAGCAGAAAAAUAAUGCCCAGGCAAUGAAGAAAAGAAAGAAAAGAGAAGACACAAUAAAAGGAUGCCAGAAAAUAGUCUCAAACUUAAUAGGAUUGUGGCGUCGUUUCAUGCGUCUUUAAUAGAAACAAAGUGAACCUUCAUUGAAGUCAUAUUUCACAGCAACAAAAAUAUCAUCCUUAUUAGGUAGAGGGAAUGUUAAUUCUGUGACAUUUAAAAGAUCACUACUAAUUAUUUUUUUAAUUACAGAAGGGUUUCUUAACUUAUUUUUGUAAGCUUUUAUUGUUUAAUAUUGGUUUAUAAUGUGGGGGAGAUACUACCCCUCAAAUGUCAGGGAGACUUCAGUAGCAUUGAUGUCUGAGCCACUGGCUUUGUGAUAGUAAUUCUCAGCUGGAACUACCUAGGCCUUACUCAAGAGAAGAAUCUAAAUGUAUAGGAGAAGGAGAACUUUUUCGCUUCAAAAAGAAAAAAAGUUGAACUCAAGAGCAAAUGAGCCUCUGUUGAAAGGCAGGCAUUUCUUUCAUACUAAAAAUUUACAAAAGAAGGAAAUACGUAGAAGCAAAACGGUACACACAAAAAGCUGGACAUAUAGUGGAGAAAUUUGAAAGAAUUUCAUAUUGAUAUUGUGAAAAUAGUUUCAGUUAAGUUUUAAAAAUUAUGUAACAGAUAAGAGUGGUAUAUGCAAGCAGAUCUUGAAGAAGUACAUUUAUUAAAGCUAAAAUAAUAUAUAUUUUUAAACUUAUGGAAUACAUUUUUAAUUUAUUGUAUAAGCACUUUAUUUUUUUAUUAAAUUUAUUGGGGUGACAUCGGUCAAAAUGAACAGUAAGCACCUUUUUAAAUGUACAUAUUGUUUUGUUAUUGACAUGAUACAUUUCUUAAUAAAAUAAUU
Messenger RNA from Myotis davidii, 1538 nucleotides. It is a transcript of the gene TSLP, whose product is annotated as thymic stromal lymphopoietin. The transcript has 5 exons. The coding region runs from base 1 to 771 and encodes 256 amino acids. Lineage: Eukaryota; Metazoa; Chordata; Mammalia; Chiroptera; Vespertilionidae. The record is from RefSeq and is a predicted model, not a curated record. Gene Ontology annotation, molecular function: cytokine activity.